AUGAAGAACUUGCGAUGUGAGCAAUUCGUCUAUGAAGGACGAGGAGGCAACAACAAUCAGUUUGAUACCCUUAGCGAUUGCGAACGCUUCUGUUCACCUCAACCUGGGACGCAAAAAUAUGUCACUUCACCGACCACCACAUCAGUACGUCCACCGGCUCCUGCGUCAGUUCCCGUUCCCCAACCACCCAUUCCCCAACCACCACUUCGUCCAGUAGCCACCGAACCUGUGCGGGAUAAACAGACCAUCGAGGACAUUUUGGACUACGAUGAAAAGGUAAGCUAUAAAAAAGGGAGCAUCGUCGAUGAGCUUCUAAGUAACAAAUAUGGUAAAUUGCAGUUGACUCAAUUCGUCGAUGCAUCGGACCCUGCCUCUUCGAACAAUGUUCCUCCAAGCGGAGCUACGGGCAAUUCGAUCGACAACAGGGGUCCCUCCAUUCUUGGGCCUGAUCCUCCAGCGGAAUCUGUAAGCUCUCCCGGCUCACAGCCCAAGCCACCUGCAGUACAAGCUGCCAAAACAGUCGUACACAAAGAGAGAAUCCCUGAAACAUCUGCUAACAAGGCGGCUGUUCCGGAGCGAAGGAAGGAGAUCUACAAGGCAGAGCCUCUUCCUUCUAAACCACCUGCGACGGGUAACGAAAACCUUCCGAUCGUUGGACCAAGCCCACCGAUGUCUGUUAAUUACCAAACUGGAGAGGUAAAGAACAAAGCAAGCGGCAUUCGCACUUUCCUGCAGUCAAAUUCGAGAGCCAUUAUUGAGGACUCAGAUCUUACCGAGGGCCAGGAGGAUAGGAAGGACUCGUUAUCGUGUCCCAAUGGAUUACAGGAACUUCGAUAUGCGGAUGGACGACCUGUGAUGUGCCUUCCAGGAAAGAAUCAGUGCCCGGAGAAAUCGGUCUGCUUCUUCAAUGGAAUGGACUUCUUCUGCUGCCCCAACGAGGAGGAUCCCUACGACAAGCACGUGUUUGGAGGUUACGGCGGUGAAGAGAUAAAGCAUGGCUACAAAGUGUUCGGACCAUUGAAUAUUCGGCGACUGAUGGACGAAGUGCCACUUCGAGUUCGUCGACAAGCGAGAUCUAUCCGAACUCGCCGUCAGGCUUCAAGCAACAUCUUCAGCUCUGCACCUGCCGCUUUCAACAUCGACUCCAUUACUGCGCCACUACGUUUUGACGAUGAAAAGCCUCGAACGGUCUCAAGAGCUCAGCGAAUGCGUGUCAAUCCAGCUCCACCACAUCAUGGCAACCCUAUUUGUAUUGAGCCCUUGGUUACUGGCGACUGUGCUGCGGCGCACUUGAGGUACUAUUACGACCGUGACUCAGACAAGUGUCGACUGUUCUACUACACUGGCUGCAAAGGAAACAACAACAACUUUGGUAGCAUCGUUGAUUGCCAACGACUCUGUGUUCUUGGCGGGCAGCGGCCUCGGCCGGAAUCUGCUGACUCCACACCUCCACCUAUUCUUCAAGGACAGUGUCCCGAUGGAAAAACACCUCUUGGCGGAUCGGCACCUGUUCUUUGUGGAAAUACAACCGAUUCCAUCGGUUGUCCUGCGGGAUAUUAUUGCCUCCAUGGUCCGCCUGACGUCUGCUGUGCCAACAGCGAACCGGAGGAAAGAAUUCCCAGUGGCCUGGAGAAAAAAGUAGAAAAGGAAUCAGUGAGAUUUGCUCCUGAGGUACGUGGUGUACCACGAGCUCAUGCUCGUAACAUUCUGCUCUCCACCCCGAAAUACAUGUGCCCCGACGCCUCCGAUCCUCUUAUGGCAUCGAACGGAGAACCUAUAGGCUGCGGUGCUGGAUUCGAUGGAAUGAAACUCUGUCCAAAGGGAUUCUACUGCGCAAUAGACGUCGAGAAGCAGUCGCGAAUGUGCUGUCCUUUGUAUGGAGCAGCUGAAAGAGUUCCUACAGAACAAGGAUCUACGCCAUAUUUGGGAAGACGUCCUUCAAAUCCUGGCGAAGUGUUGGAGCGCGGAUCACUGCCAUCAGACCAGUCUGAGUUCAUCACUAAAGCAAUGAAAGAAAAAAUGCAAGAGCGAAAACGUCAAAAGGUGGAAACCACAACUUCUGUUUUCGCUGAAGAAUCGGAAGAGCUUGAGGAUGACAUGGAAGAUGAGGAGGACGAGAAUGGAAUGGCUCAUCUUAUGCUGAAACCUGCCGAAGCUCCCAAGACAAUUGCCGCGACUGGACUAACGACAGCGUUGCCCGAAUCCGAAGAUGAACAUAUCAUUGACCUACCCACUGAGCCGCCAGCAGUAGAGGAAAUGCCAGUCGCGAAGACAGUUGAGGACAAAUCUGUGUGUCAUAUCAAGCCUUCCGAAGGACGCGCCUGCCGUGAGGACGAAGUGCCACCCCGAACCAACCUGCAUUAUUUCUACUCGCCCAAAGACCGUCGUUGUAAGCUCUACUUCUAUCGCGGUUGUGGUGGAAAUGCGAAUCGGUUCGAGAAGAAAGCUGAUUGUGAACGACUCUGUUUGUCGUAG
Messenger RNA from Cooperia oncophora, 2475 nucleotides. The record is from the annotation of a GenBank genome assembly. Lineage: Eukaryota; Metazoa; Nematoda; Chromadorea; Rhabditida; Trichostrongylidae.